Messenger RNA from Strongylocentrotus purpuratus (purple sea urchin), 3313 nucleotides. RefSeq names its product cryptochrome-2. The coding region runs from base 84 to 2039 and encodes 651 amino acids. The record is from RefSeq and is a predicted model, not a curated record. Gene Ontology annotation, biological process: circadian regulation of gene expression; entrainment of circadian clock by photoperiod. The transcript is spliced from 12 exons. Gene Ontology annotation, cellular component: nucleus; cytoplasm. Lineage: Eukaryota; Metazoa; Echinodermata; Echinoidea; Camarodonta; Strongylocentrotidae. Gene Ontology annotation, molecular function: DNA binding; FAD binding.
GGAACAUUUCGCUUUGAUCUGGGGUGUUAUAAAGACUGCUGGAUGCAUGAAGAUAUUUUCAUUUCUAGAUUGGCAAUACCGUCAUGAAGAUUCCAGUUGUCUGCUGCUUCGUUGUGCUGCUUGCCGUUCAGGCGCAAGCUGCAUGGCCAUGGGACCGGCUCUUCGCUCCCAUCCCACCCACCACGCCCUCACCACCCACCGACUCACCCCCAGUCAUCGACACAGCUGACGUUCUCGAAGCCGACUCCAUGGUUGAUUUCUGGGAGGACAUCUAUGAGCGCGCCGUUGACGAGUACGGUCCUGUGGACGUUCCCGGGUACGAGAAUGAUCCUUGGAGCGUGUCGUCGCUAUUGACGGGGCUGGGUGAUGGCGUCAUGUCCCUGCUACCGCAGUUGUUUCGUGAUAUGUGGUACUACGGACCCUCGGAGAAGGAAUUAUUUGUCCCCAUGGUUCAGCCUGGAGAGAUGCCACACAACAGCACUAUCCACUGGUUCCGCAAGGGCCUUCGUGUCCAUGACAACCCUGCCCUCUUGACGGCUAUCCAGGGCACCAAGGUCUUCCGGCCAAUCUUCAUUCUGGACCCCCAUUUCAUUGAGUCUGGAAAGGUGGGCAUCAACAGAUGGCGCUUCCUCCUGGAGACUCUUCAAGACCUAGACAACAGCUUCAAGGCUCUGGGAACGCGGUUGUUUGUUGUUCGUGGGAACCCAACCACCGUUUUCCCAGAGAUCUUCAAAAAAUGGAACGUGACCCGUUUGACCUUUGAGGUCGACACCGAGCCCUACGCACGCCGGAGAGACCAGGAAGUGAUAGAGCUAGCUAAGAAGAAUGACGUUGAGGUUAUCACAAAAGUCUCCCACACUCUCUAUGACACAGAGAGAACCAUCAAGGCUAACAAGUACAAGCCACCAAUGACCUAUCAGAGAAUGGUGGGAUUGCUGUCUGAGAUUGGAGCACCCGCCAUUCCUGAACUACCCCCUCUGAUGGCCAACUUCACAGGUGUAGCAACGCCUGUCAAGCCAGACCAUGACAACGAGUAUGGAGUGCCUAGUCUGGAGGAUCUAGGCCUGGAUCUUGAAGGUCUUGGACCUCGUCUCUAUCCCGGAGGGGAGACGGAGGGACUCCAGCGCAUGGAUUUGCAUCUUGCAAGGAAGUCCUGGGUAUGUGGAUUUGAGAAGCCAAAGACCAGUCCAAACUCCCUAGAACCCAGCACCACUGUUCUUAGUCCUUAUCUCAAAUGGGGCUGUCUUUCACCCAGGAAGUUCUACUACGCAAUCAAAGAGGUUUAUGCACAACAGACCAACUGCACCAAGCCUCCCGUCUCACUCAUGGGCCAGCUGAUUUGGAGAGAGUUCUUUUACACUGUUGCCGCGGGAACACCCAAUUUCCACCAGAUGGAGGAGAACCCAAUCUGUAUUCAGGUCCCUUGGGAUGAGAAUCCAGAAUUCUUGGCUGCAUGGAAGGAGGGGCGCACCGGUUACCCUUACAUUGAUGCCAUCAUGACCCAACUAAGGACCGAAGGCUGGAUCCAUCACCUUGCCAGACAUUCUGCUGCAUGUUUCCUCACCAGGGGUGACCUCUGGCAGAGCUGGGUCAAGGGUCAAGAGGUGUUUGAUGAGUGGUUAUUGGAUGCAGAUUACAGCCUGAAUGCUGCUAACUGGAUGUGGUUGUCUUCUAGUGCCUUCUUCCACCAAUACUACCGGGUCUACAGCCCAGUCGUGUUUGGCAAAAAGACAGAUAAGACUGGAGAGUACAUCAGGAAGUAUAUUCCUGCAUUGAAUAAAUUGCCUGCUGAGUACAUCUAUGAGCCCUGGACCGCACCACGUAGCGUACAGGAAGCUGCAGGCUGUAUCAUCGGGAGAGACUACCCUCGACCAAUCGUCGACCAUAGCAUCGUCUCCAAGAGGAACAUUGGGAGAAUGAAAGAUGCUAGAGCUUGCCAGCCAGGCAAGAAAGCAGAAAAGAGACCAGCUGAACCAUCCAAACAGGACAACAAUGGUAAAAAAGUCAGAAAAAUCACCUCCAUGCUCAAGAAGAAAUAGACUACAGGCUUGUUAUAGUAGGAAGGAAAGAUCUUGGCAAUAGCAUUCCGAAAUGGUAACUUGAACCCACUUUGAAAGAUACGAUCUCAUUGUUUUGUAAAGGAAGAUCUAUGGUUCAAGGAUGUUAAUAUAUGAAUUUAUCAGUAUGUGCAUAAUGAUAGAUAGUGAGCUGGCUAUACUAGAAGGGCCUCACCUUCAUCCAUAUUCUAAUACCAUAUGGGUUGCUCCAUCAUGUGAUCCAGUGACAAUUGCUUUGGGCUUUAUUUUGUGAAAGGUAUAGUGUUAGCCUUAGGGUUGCAAUCAGGUAAGGGUUAGAGUUAGGGUUCAGUCAGGGAUUGAAAUUAGGAAUUUGGUUAGUGUAGGUUAUCAUGGAGCAAUUUUUAAACAACCCUAAAUCAGUUUCUACUUCAAUUUCAAUCUAUAUGCAAAGCACUUCAAGUGUGAUGUGUCCAUUUAGAUCUUACCUUUUUUCUUACAAAGUCAUCUGUGCGUAUCCUUCAUCAUGUUGAAUAUUCAAGCUUUAGAUAUCAUUAAAAAAGAAAAAGAAAAGAUUUGUUUGUUGUUGGUACAAUGAAAUAGAUUCCCUUUAUUUAGAAGCAAGGAUGUAGUCAAUUGUUUAGGUAGCACUAGAAGUCUAUUAAGCUAGAACUUGGCUUAGUCGAUGUAGACAGGUAGGAUGGAGCAAAUUUUCCCCAUCAAUAUGCGUUUGAUUUGCAUUCUUAGUUGAAAUAGAUUAAAGUACCAGUCUUUUUAUAUUCAUUUCGUUUGAUUUGUUCAUGUAAGCUAUGUUUCUUUGAUGAUGAUUCAAACCAGGAUGUUAGAUUGGAAAUAUGUUACAUGUAGUUUGCCUAAUGUUUUUGGAAAAGAAUGACUAUGGUAAAAUACAAAAUUAAUUCAGUGCCUGAAUUUUAGGCAGAUAAAGCGUCCAACAGUUUGUAUAGAUUAUAGUAAAUGACAGAAAUAAUAGUGUGUGAAUUCAGGGAAGAUAAACUGCUCAUAUUUCAGCGAAAGAUACCAAAUAUAUUGAAGAUUACAGAGAAAGUUAAACAGUAUUCUAUUUUAGUUUUAUUAUGUACUAAGCAUCAUCAGUAGUAUUGUAACAUAAAAUAACAUUUGUUACAUAAGUAUUACAUCAAAGAGGAUUUGUGCCUUGCACAUUAAAUAUCAAGUUAUAUGUGUUGUAGAUGUAUUAGGUAAGGAUGCAUUAAGUAAUGGGUUCUGUAUGUGAAGUUAAAAUCAUGACUAUAAAAAGCAAUUUUCAUGAGCAAUGGUAA